Sinocyclocheilus grahami is the source of this 873-nucleotide messenger RNA. RefSeq names its product potassium voltage-gated channel subfamily KQT member 3-like. The transcript has 7 exons. Gene Ontology annotation, cellular component: membrane; voltage-gated potassium channel complex. Lineage: Eukaryota; Metazoa; Chordata; Actinopteri; Cypriniformes; Cyprinidae. The record is from RefSeq and is a predicted model, not a curated record. The coding region runs from base 1 to 873 and encodes 290 amino acids. Gene Ontology annotation, molecular function: voltage-gated potassium channel activity. Gene Ontology annotation, biological process: potassium ion transmembrane transport.
AUGCUGGGCUUGUUUUUUGUUUGCGCCGAGGACUCGCGCGAGCGGAAGAGCGCGCUGGCCGGAGUCCUGGAGCAGUGCGCGGGGCAGGAACGGGACGGUGCGCUGCUGCUCGUCGGCUCGGGCAGGGAACCUGACUUCAAACGGGGCUCGCAGAACAUCGGUCUGCUCGCCAAGACGCCACUUGGCUACACACGUCCCGUGAAGAGGAAUAAUAUCAGGAAGCGACGGAUACAGAAUCUCAUCUACGACGUGCUCGAGAGACCACGAGGAUGGGCGCUGCUGUACCACGCGUUUGUGUUUCUGAUUGUUUUGGGAUGUCUGAUUCUGUCAAUUUUAACAACGUUCAAAGAGCACGAGGAAGAUUCGGCUCACUGGCUGGUGAUUCUGGAGACAUUUACCAUCUUUAUUUUUGGAGGCGAGUUUGCAUUGAGGAUAUGGGCCGCCGGCUGCUGCUGUCGAUAUAAGGGCUGGAGAGGACGGCUCAAAUUUGCCCGCAAACCGCUGUGUGUCCUGGAUAUCUUUGUACUGAUUGCUUCGGUGCCGGUGGUUGCCGUACGAAACCAGGGAAAUGUGUUGGCCACGUCGCUGCGCAGUCUGCGCUUCCUGCAGAUCCUUCGAAUGCUACGAAUGGACCGCCGCGGAGGCACCUGGAAACUGCUGGGAUCUGCAAUAUACACACACAGCAAGGAGCUGAUCACAGCGUGGUACAUCGGCUUCCUGUCAUUGAUCCUGGCUUCCUUCCUAGUGUACCUGGUUGAGAAGGAUGAAGUUACCAUGGAGCUAACAGAUAUGGAGGGCUCCUCCCCAACACCAGCCCCGCAGGACUUUGAUACCUAUGCAGACGCCCUCUGGUGGGGACUGCUCCCUUUUUGA